Parascedosporium putredinis is the source of this 816-nucleotide messenger RNA. Lineage: Eukaryota; Fungi; Ascomycota; Sordariomycetes; Microascales; Microascaceae. The record is from the annotation of a GenBank genome assembly.
AUGUCUAGGCCUCGCAGAGGUCCAGAGAAACAACCGAAACCCGAUCACCCGACCACCCGUGUAGACUGGGAGCCGGCAGGCAUCAUCGGAAGCGCCGCAGCCCUAGCCGGCGGUGCACAUCCCCACCGAAAUUACACCGGGGCCUCCUAUAUUGGUCCCUUCUAUAUCGCACAGGACCCUUCGGGCUUGAACCCCUUCGAUUGCGCUAGAAAGCACACCACGCGGCCGAACCUUCACAUACCAGACGGCCGCGCGCGUAGGUCGGCGCAGACCCAGGGACGAAGCCUCUCGCCAGCAAUGGAGGGCACCCACGGUAGAGCAGAUGAUGUUUGCGGCCUUUCCUUCCAUUCGCAACCGUCUGGAGCUUUCAACACAGCCGACGCGGUCAAGGAGACCAAGCGCCGGCUAGCUCGCCUGCUACGUCAGAUUGAUGAGGCGCACGAGGUUUAUAGCAACCAGCUAUCCGAGUACGCGGCGGCGGUGGAAUCCAUCCGUGACCUUUCAGACCGUGACGCACUGGACCGGAUGUGGCAGAAGAAGCUCGAGAAACAGAACGACGAGUUGAAACGGGCGAGCGCCACCCUUCAACUGAGUGGGGACUAUGCCACACGACACUUCAAGGUCCUUGUUGAGAGCGUGGGCCUGGCUGUCGUGGAGGCGGCGGAUGCGGCUCGUCACGCUCGUGUUAGCUUUGGAGCCUGCAAAGCAGCCCUGAAGAUGCUCGAUUAUGCAAAGACUUUGUUGGAGAAAGAACUCGCUAGCGAGGAUGCCAAUGAUCCGGGAAUAGGUUCAGGCGACACACAUGCGGAGUUGUGA